Molecule: messenger RNA, 800 nt
Organism: Tinamus guttatus (white-throated tinamou)
Lineage: Eukaryota; Metazoa; Chordata; Aves; Tinamiformes; Tinamidae
Source: RefSeq, a predicted model, not a curated record
AGCAUGGCCAAGAAGGUGGCGAUCAUUGGGGCCGGGAGCAGCGGGCUGUGCGCCAUCAAAGCCUGCCUGCAGGAGGGCCUGGAGCCUGUCUGCUUCGAGAGGACCGGAGACAUCGGAGGCCUGUGGCGCUAUGAGGAGCACCCUGAGGAGGGCCGCGCCAGCAUCUACAAGUCCGUCAUCAUCAACACCUCCAAGGAGAUGAUGUGCUUCAGCGACUUCCCCAUCCCCGACGACUUCCCCAACUACAUGCACAACUCCAAGAUCAUGGAGUACUUCCGCAUGUACGCCCAGCACUUCCACCUGCUCCCGCACAUCCGCUUCAGGGUGAGCGCCGCGCGGGGCCGUGCGGGGCCUCGCCUCCCCUGCGCGGCCCUGGCUGCCGCCGAGCCCGCAGCCGCGCUGCCUCCCCGCAGGUACGUGCGCAGCCAGCGCCACACCAUCCAGGUGGAUUACAUCCCCUACAUGGACGAGCUCGCCGACCAGCUGGGCGUGCGGCCCAACCUGCUCAGCCUCUUCCUCACCGACCCCCGCCUGGCGGCCGAGGUGCUGCUGGGCCCCUGCAGCCCCUACCAGUACCGCCUGCGGGGCCCGGGGCGCUGGCACGGCGCCCGCAGCGCCAUCCUCACCCAGCGCCAGCGCAUCAUCAAGCCCUUGCAGACAAGGCAGGUGGUCGGCGACACCGCGGCCUCCUCGAUACCGCUCUUGGCCAAGCUGGUUGGGGCCGUGGCCGUCUUUGCUUUGCUUUUCACUUGGCUCCCGCUCCCAGCUGCGCUGCCGGAGGGAGAGGGAGACCUUGAAAU